AGACCCCGAUGCGGGACAGCAAGAAAGAAAGCAGGACAACGAUAUGACUCGUCAACACUUACGACACUUCAUGCCAUUAUUCUACGAAUUUCUUUUCACAUUAGUUUGUAAUUUAAGUGCAGAACAAAAAUUGAAAAUUAAAUUAUAGCAUAAAAUGAAAAUCGCUAACAAAAUAUAAAUUGGCACGUGCCGGAGGUGCCCCCGCGGCGAACAGCGCACCAUUUUCAUAAGUCAUCGCUACGUAGAAGAUCCCCACCUACUGACUUCCCAAAAUACCCCUAUUAAUUAUCAUCGGGCCAUUCCCGGGAAAUAAAAUGCCUCUAUUUAUAUAGCCUCGCAUUUCUCAUUUUCAAAGAAGAAAGUAGACGGUAGAUAGCGCGAAGGCCCGGAGAAGAUGGGCACGACCGCCGUACUAAACAGGCCAGUGACAACCCUGUCCGUGGCCGCCUCCGCCGCCGCCGCUUUUCUCUUCUCCGGCGUUCUCUUCCUCUCCACUUUCAUCCUCCGCGGCGACAGCCCUUUCUUUUGCUCCCUCCCCCCCUCCAUCCAUCCUCAUCAACCGGCCGACGAACUCCUCUCCGCCAUUUUCCACUACGCGACUUCUUCAAUCGUACCCCAACAAUCCCGCUCCGAGAUUUCCAUUUCCCUUAACAUCCUGCGCCGCCGUUCCCCCUGCAACUUCCUCGUCUUCGGCCUCGGUCACGAUUCCCCCAUGUGGUCCGCCUUCAACGCCGGCGGCACCACCGUCUUCCUCGAAGAAGACCCUAAAUGGUUUCAAUUCGUGCUCCGCGACUUCCCCACCCUCCGCG
Molecule: messenger RNA, 809 nt
Organism: Phalaenopsis equestris
Lineage: Eukaryota; Viridiplantae; Streptophyta; Magnoliopsida; Asparagales; Orchidaceae
Product: probable methyltransferase At1g27930
Biological process (GO): xylan biosynthetic process
Source: RefSeq, a predicted model, not a curated record